UCAUGCGACAGUUUUUGUGUUGUUUCAAUCACCUUGUGUGAAUACUCCUUGUGCUACUGCCUGCUACCUUAUAUAAAUACGUCUUGGUGUGUACAAUUAUGCAAUUUGACAACACUACUCUCAGCUGUGCACUUUUCGAUAAUAGUUGUGCUCAUCUCUAAAUUAUUGCAAUCACAACUCAAAUUUUAUUUUGUUUUGUUUUGUUGAUGGGUGUUUAAUUUGAUGGACUUUUCUUGUAUUAAACAUAUAAUUCCAAAUGGUGCGAAUACGUGGAAUCAAGUGUGCGGUAGCAGACGAUAAUCAUAAACUGCAGCAGCCCAGCACUACUAUUAAGGAUCCCAGGCUUAUAGAAUUCGUGCGCAAACGACGGAUUGAUUUUCGCGCUGAAGAGCCGGUUUGUAAAAAAUGUGCCGAGGGGUUGAAGAGAAUAUAUUUGGAGAAGCUUAAGCGAGCCGAAGAACUAAAAAAAACGCAAAGAUCUUUGGAGUUAUCCUCAUCAGUUACAGAUCAAGAAGAAACCAUUACCAGCCGACAGCAACGGGCAUUGCAAGCGGCAAAGAAAAGUACCACAACUACAACGACAACAGGAGCCAGUGAAGAGCAACAUAGUACCUCACAAUCAACACUUGACGAAGGGCCAUCCACUAGUGCGGCGGCAGCGGCGGCAGCGGCAGCCCGAAAACGUAGACAUGUGGUGGCAGAUGAUACAGAUGCUGAUGAUGAUGACGAUGAGUAUGUGCCUAGUCCAAAUGCAUUAAAUGGUACACGCCUACCAAACAUACAGCCCAUACCCAAGCGCAAAAAAUUUGUACACGCAAACCCAGAUGUGCUAAAUAUCUAUAUGGCGGGUAUAACAGGCGGGUAA
Molecule: messenger RNA, 865 nt
Organism: Rhagoletis zephyria (snowberry fruit fly)
Lineage: Eukaryota; Metazoa; Arthropoda; Insecta; Diptera; Tephritidae
Source: RefSeq, a predicted model, not a curated record